CAUUCCACUCCGCCGCUUGGCCAGCUAUUAGUGAUAUGUCUAGUCCACGUUCUCCUCAAGGUCGUGGGAGAAACCCUACAAUUAUCACUGUUAUCUUGCCCUCACGCAAGAGUGCGAGCGGGCCACUUGCGCCGUCGGUUUCUCUCUGGGGAAGCGCGAUUCGUCUCACAUCAUGAAAAUGAUGAUUCGACGUUUGUUGCAGCUCCUAGCCGUCAUAGGCAGUCUGAUAGCCGUACCUGCCCAUGGCCAUGGUGGCUCUGGUGGAGUGUCGGCCGCUGCAUCAGCAGGAACCGUCCUUUCGCCAUUGGCCAGCAAGCAUGGAAUGCCGUUCUGUGCGGCUCUGCUGGUACAGGAGGUCGGUAUCGACGCAGGUGCAUACGCGGAAUUAGGGAGACAGCUUCAACAGGACGCGCCGUUCUACCUGUGGGUUGGACUAGUCGACUUUCCCCAAGAUACUCCUACCAGCGAUCUCAUUGACUCGUACAUGAGCCACAUGCUGAGUGACCUGGAUGCGCUUGGAUUCAACAAGAGCGACACACGACUUCUGUACGCCUUUGGUCAUGGUGCUGGCAGUUUCCCUAUGCAGGACUGGGCCAUCAAGUACGUCGCGAAUCAGCGUAAAGUCACACCACUGCCCGCCCCGCUGAAGGGGGUCGUCCUGCUCGGCUCAUAUCUGCAGCGAAAACACCGCAACAGUACCUUCCCAACCGGGGUGAUGACCAUGGCUGGCGAUAUGGAUGGCGUCACGCGAAUAACGCGAAUCGCUGAGUCCUAUUACCAUCUGAUAUUACAUCCUGGCUCGCCACCAAUCAAUUACGGCUUUCCUCACAUUGUUCUGAAUGGAGUUUCGCAUAUGCAGUUUGCAUCCGGUCCGCCGCCACCCAUUGCACAGGAACUGGACCUAAAACCGGAGCAAAGCCAGGCCAACGCCACCCACGCUGUGACGUCAAUAUCGUCGGCAUUCAUGGCACUAAAAUUCGAGGAUGUUCUGCGGGAGGGUGACCAAGUAUCAUCAGCCGAAUACGAACAUUUGCCAUUCCGGGAGAUUUUUGCGAAAGCACGAAAUCUGUUGGACCAAGGCUUACGCGAUGCUGAUGAUGUUCUCACUCCGAUCGUGGAAAGCUUUGAGGCAGAGGCAUUCUACCACCUACACUCGCCGUGUUAUGCGAAAACAGACGACAAAAACUGCUCAUCACGCAGUCCCUGGAUAGAGACUGCCCAGACCUUGAUGUGUGGCCUCGGGGCGUCCCGGACGUCCGUAGCCGAUCGAAGUAUUCUCUGGCCCGUCAACGAGGUGUUUCCGCACGACUAUCUGCCGAAGAUAUUGAACUCCUGCACUCCCACCGACAUCAAUUGCACACUGAACACAACGUCUGUUGUCGAGAAUGUCUAUGCAGAGAGCGAUGUGGCUGAUGAGUCGCUAGCCCCGAUUGCAGCCGUGCAGCAGGAGGUAAAGUUCAACUCCAGGCAACGGUGCUACGAGCAUGCUGGUAUUACUCCAGCCGAUUUCAACACCACAGACGGUCCGUCCCUAUGCGCCGAUAUCAAUCAAGCCGCAUACGAGCAAGCAGUCGGCAAAGCGAACGCCGUAAAUAAGGCGCGAUUCCUCAAAUACGGCCAGCGAUUGAGGAUGGCUCCUGACAAAGUCACCAGUAUAUUCCCCAUUUGGAGCAUUGAGCCAUUGCAGAUUGACACGUCCGGCACAGAGGCCCUCGUCACAGCCUGGGCGUCCAAGUACUCCACGCAGAAUCCAAUACCAUUGGUGGCCGGCCUUCAUUUCUGCAAACUGCUCUCACCUGCCAGGGCAAUGGAAUGGGUUUACGUGGAUUCGCUGAGAAAGUCGCAUUCCCUUGGCUAGCUGCGAAUUCCUGAUGAUACUUCAACUUGCAUUAAUUUUAUUGAGGCAGCAACCACGUAUUGACAACAAGACAGGUAAUCAUCAAGACUCGAUACCACAAAAACGUCGUGACUCACGUUGUAUUUUGUAUCAUUGGGGAUUAAUUUGGCUGGAUAUCAAGUCUGAUGUUUUCAUUGUGAAUUUUACCUACCACGGUCCCAAGGACAUCUUUCCAAACAAUCUAUUAGAAGGACACUAGGGUAGUGUUGCGGUAGUACAAACCUUCCUGCUUGCAAUGGGGAUAUACUAUUCUCUUUGAAAUGCAAUCUCCUGUCUAAACAUCCAAUGUAGAAUUGCUCUACAACGUAUUGUGUUUAAAACGUUUUGAAAGGCUUUUACUGUACAUGCUUCUUGGCAUCAAAGUUUUCGGAGUUUUCCUAACAUGGUUGCCAUGGAGAUUCUGAACAUCUAAGGCAGAAAUAUGCAUACUACGUCAUUUCAACAAUUCCUUUUUCCCUUCUGUUUCGUCUGAGGUUGUCACGGUAACCCGGUG
Messenger RNA from Sycon ciliatum, 2390 nucleotides. RefSeq lists its product as uncharacterized. Lineage: Eukaryota; Metazoa; Porifera; Calcarea; Leucosolenida; Sycettidae. Bases 173 to 1858 code for a protein of 561 amino acids. The record is from RefSeq and is a predicted model, not a curated record. The transcript has a single exon.